Molecule: messenger RNA, 711 nt
Organism: Coniosporium apollinis CBS 100218
Lineage: Eukaryota; Fungi; Ascomycota; Dothideomycetes
Exons: 2
Coding region: 1-711 (236 amino acids)
Biological process (GO): exocytosis
Cellular component (GO): Golgi to plasma membrane transport vesicle; cell tip
Molecular function (GO): guanyl-nucleotide exchange factor activity
Source: RefSeq, a predicted model, not a curated record
AUGUCCGCAGCCGUUGCAGCGGCUGUGCUUGCCACAGAGCUGCAAUGUACCUGUGUAGAGACCUUUGCCUGCCCUGUCUGUGGCAUCGCGUUCCCACGACGGCAGGAUCAAGAAGCCCAGCAAAGAGUCGCUGAGCUAGAGGCCCAGAUUGGGAUACUGACCGGCAAGGCCACCGCUGCUGCGGACAAGAUUGCCGACUACGAGGACCGCUUCCUCCAGCAGGUCAAAUCGUCCAGAGACAACCUCCCCAGCGCCGGCCAACCCUCUGAAGACACAGAUAGGCCUUCGCUUGAGGCCGGCAAUGCUCGGCCUUGUGUAACCCGCACUACGAGCAAAUCGCGCUUCUCCUUCCUCUCGCGUAAGGCAGCCUCUGCAGUUACUGUGCCCACUCUUGGCAACCCAGAUCCUGAUGUUUUCCCAACACGAAAUUCCGAUCCACACGCGCUCAUGGUGGCACUCGCGAACGAGCGGCAUCUGCGCGAGCAGGCCGAGGCGAAAGUCACGCAGAUGUCGGUGGAGAUCGAGGACCUAAGCGUGAACCUGUUCCAGCAAGCGAACGAGAUGGUGGCCGAGGAGCGGAAGGCGCGGGCGAAGCUGGAAGAGAGGAUCGAGGUGCUUGAGGAGCGAGAUCGGGAGCGAACGAAGCGGCUCGACAGGCUGGAAGAAGCGCUGACGCGGAUUGGGAGGGUCAGAGGCUUGCUUGGAUCAUGA